UGGUGUGGUGACGUCACGCGACAGGCAUGUGUCGACAGUUUUAACGGUCAACUUCAGACACGAUUAAAUCAACAACGCAAAUCGAUCCUAAACAGCAAACAUCGGUAGAAGGAAUUUGUAAGAGCAAUUUUCCCCCAUCUCACAAAGACGCUCCUCUCCUUGUGGUGCUAAACGUUUCCGCGUUCAAUAGCUAGCUAGCUGUCUGUAGCGAGUGGAACACAUGGAUAACUUUGUUUUGUAACUUCGGUAGUUAGCUAAUUAUUAUCAUGGCCCUGUCAUUGUUUAUACAUUUCAGCACACCAUCCAGAUGCUUUCCAAUACAAACGUGUACGCGGUGUUGCCAAUACAGUACAGGAAGGAGCGUCCGUAUACUCGAUACCCCAGUGUUGUUGAAGAACACAUUGACUUUCAACCGCAGUGGUGGACACGGCGGAAAGCAACAAUACGUGAGGUUGAAGAGCUCGCAGAAGAGAUGCUUUUCAUCUGAAUGUGACGAGGUUGCUCAUCAGCAUGAACAUGGUGAUGUGAGAGUGAGGUUCGCUCCGAGUCCAACAGGUUUCCUACACCUGGGGGGGCUUCGUACAGCUCUCUACAACUACAUCUACGCUAAGAAGUAUGGCGGGAGCUUCAUCUUACGCAUUGAAGACACAGACCAGAGCAGACUGGUGCCGGGAGCUGCUGAGGCUAUAGAGGAUAUGUUGGAGUGGGCUGGUAUCCCCCCAGACGAGAGUCCCCGUGGAGGAGGCCAGUACGGUCCCUACCUCCAGUCCCAGAGGCUGUCCCUGUACAGCCAGGCUGCUGACUCCCUGGUCCAGACAGGGAAGGCCUACCACUGCUUCUGCAGCCAGCAGAGGCUGGAAUUACUGAAGAGAGAGGCCCUACGCAGCGGACAGACACCGCGGUAUGACAACCGGUGCAGACACCUCCGCCCAGAUCAGCUCGGGGAGAAGCUGGAUCAGAAGGUCCCCCAUGUGAUCAGGUUCCGACUGGAGUCUGGAGGGGAACCCUUCAACGACCUGGUCUUCGGAUGGAACCGGCACGAGGUGGCCCAGGUUGAAGGAGACCCUGUCGUGUUGAAAGCUGAUGGUUUCCCCACCUAUCACCUGGCUAACGUAGUAGACGACCACCUGAUGAAGGUCAGCCACGUCCUGAGAGGAUCCGAGUGGCUCAUCUCUACCUCCAAACACCUGCUGCUCUACAGGGCUCUGGGCUGGAAGCCCCCGGUGUUCGGACACCUUCCUCUCCUCCUCAACAGAGAUGGCAGUAAGCUCUCUAAGAGACAAGGAGAUAUCUACAUACAGAGUUUCCAGAGGAGUGGGGCCCUACCUGAAGCACUACUGGAUAUCACCACACACUGUGGAUCUGGCUUCAACAGUAACCGUGUUGGUCGUAAGAUGGAGGAACUGAUCGCGGAGUUCAACCCGUCCAAGAUCACCACCCACUCUGCCCUGCUAGACCUGGACAGACUACCGGAGUUUAACAAGAUCCACCUGCAGCAGCGUAUCGAUGACGCGGCGCAACGCGAUUGGCUGGUGAGGGAUCUGCAGGUGCGGAUCCAGGAAGUGUACGGGACACAGGUCCAGGAUCAGGAUGUUCUGCAACCAGAUUACAUCACACGGGUUCUACACCUGCGCAAGGGUCAUAUCUCCUCUGUGUCUGACCUGGUGUCCUCAGAGUAUUCCUACCUUUGGGUUCGACCUUCUUUCUCUGACCAACAGAUGACAGCGCUCAGCUCAGAGACACAACACAUCGCUACUCUGGUCAUACGGUUGAUGGAAGGUCUGAAAGGAGGUGAGGAACUGACAGUCGACCAGCUCAGUGUAGAACUGAAGACUCUGGCUAAGAAGACCAGCAACACUAAAUACAGAGAUGUUAUGAAGAUUAUACGACUGGCCCUCAGCGGACUACAGCAAGGCCCCAGUGUAGCGGAGAUGAUGGUAUCGUUGGGGCCCAGUGAGAUCACACAUCGCUUCAACAGAGUUUUACAGCAGCUCUCACGGCAGCACUGAACAUUGUGGCUGCAGGGAACCCUAUUCCCCAUACAGUGCACUACUGUUGUCCAGGGUCCUACAGUGCACUACUGUUGUCCAGGGUCCUACAGUGCACUACUGUUGUCCAGCGUCCUACAGUGCACUACUGUUGUCCAGGGUCCUACAGUGCACUACUGUUGUCCAGGGUCCUACAGUGCACUACUGUUGUCCAGCGUCCUACAGUGCACUACUGUUGUCCAGGGUCCUACAGUGCACUACUGUUGUCCAGGGGCCUACAGUGCACUACUGUUGUCCAGGGUCCUGCAGUGCACUACUGUUGUCCAGGGUCCUACAGUGCACUACUGUUGUCCAGGGUCCUACAGUGCACUACUGUUGUCCAGGGGCCUACAGUGCACUACUGUUGUCCAGGGGCCUAUAGUGCACUACUGUUGUCCAGGGGCCUAUAGUGCACUACUGUUGUCCAGGGUCCUACAGUGCACUACUGUUGUCCAGGGUCCUAUAGUGCACUACUGUUGUCCAGGGUCCUAUAGUGCACUACUAUUGUCCAGGGUCCUACAGUGCACUACUAUUGUCCAGGGUCCUACAGUGCACUACUGUUGUCCAGGGGCCUAUAGUGCACUACUGUUGUCCAGGGGCCUAUAGUGCACUACUGUUGUCCAGGGGCCUAUAGUGCACUACUGUUGUCCAGGGUCCUACAGUGCACUACUGUUGUCCAGGGUCCUACAGUGCACUACUGUUGUCCAGGGGCCUAUAGUGCACUACUGUUGUCCAGGGUCCUAUGCCGCAAAACGUUUCGCUACGUUGUGCCAUAAUGAAUAUGACCCUGGUUCAUUAUUCUAACUGGUUACCUGAUUCUAACACAGCAACACUGAGGACUGGUUAUCUGAUUCUAGCACUGAGGACUGGUUAUCUGAUUCGAACACAGCAACACUGAGGACUGGUUAUCUGAUUCUAACACAGCAACACUGAGGACUGGUUAUCUGAUUCUAACACAGCAACACUGAGGACUGGUUACCUGAUUCUAACACAGCAACACUGAGGACUGGUUAUCUGAUUCUAGCACUGAGGACUGGUUAUCUGAUUCUAACACAGCAACACUGAGGACUGGUUAUCUGAUUCUAGCACUGAGGACUGGUUAUCUGAUUCUAACACAGCAACACUGAGGACUGGUUACCUGAUUCUAACACAGCAACACUGAGGACUGGUUACCUGAUUCUAACACAGCAACACUGAGGACUGGUUAUCUGAUUCUAACACAGCAACACUGAGGACUGGUUAUCUGAUUCUAACACAGCAACACUGAGGACUGGUUAUCUGAUUCUAGCACUGAGGACUGGUUAUCUGAUUCUAACACAGCAACACUGAGGACUGGUUAUCUGAUUCUAACACAGCAACACUGAGGACUGGUUAUCUGAUUCUAGCACUGAGGACUGGUUAUCUGAUUCUAACACAGCAACACUGAGGACUGGUUAUCUGAUUCUAACACAGCAACACUGAGGACUGGUUACCUGAUUCUAACACAGCAACACUGAGGACUGGUUAUCUGAUUCUAACACAGCAACACUGAGGACUGGUUAUCUGAUUCUAACACAGCAACACUGAGGACUGGUUACCUGAUUCUAACACUGAGGACUGGUUAUCUGAUUCUAACACAGCAACACUGAGGACUGGUUAUCUGAUUCUAGCACAGCAACACAGAGGACUGGUUACCUGAUUCUAACACUGAGGACUGGUUAUCUGAUUCUAACACAGCAACACUGAGGACUGGUUAUCUGAUUCUAGCACAGCAACACUGAGGACUGGUUAUCUGAUUCUAACACAGCAACACUGAGGACUGGUUAUCUGAUUCUAACACAGCAACACAGAGGACUGGUUAUCUGAUUCUAACACAGCAACACUGAGGACUGGUUAUCUGAUUCUAGCACAGCAACACUGAGGACUGGUUACCUGAUUCUAACACUGAGGACUGGUUAUCUGAUUCUAACACAGCAACACUGAGGACUGGUUAUCUGAUUCUAACACAGCAA
Molecule: messenger RNA, 4018 nt
Organism: Oncorhynchus masou masou (cherry salmon)
Lineage: Eukaryota; Metazoa; Chordata; Actinopteri; Salmoniformes; Salmonidae
Product: nondiscriminating glutamyl-tRNA synthetase EARS2, mitochondrial-like
Exons: 11
Coding region: 267-2009 (580 amino acids)
Biological process (GO): glutamyl-tRNA aminoacylation
Cellular component (GO): mitochondrion
Molecular function (GO): tRNA binding; zinc ion binding; glutamate-tRNA ligase activity
Source: RefSeq, a predicted model, not a curated record